This is a messenger RNA of Ixodes scapularis (black-legged tick), 1692 nucleotides long. Its product is annotated as solute carrier family 22 member 7-like. NCBI's taxonomy places the organism in Eukaryota, Metazoa, Arthropoda, Arachnida, Ixodida, Ixodidae. The transcript is spliced from 2 exons. Gene Ontology annotation, biological process: transmembrane transport. The record is from RefSeq and is a predicted model, not a curated record. Gene Ontology annotation, molecular function: transmembrane transporter activity. Gene Ontology annotation, cellular component: membrane. Bases 1 to 1692 code for a protein of 563 amino acids.
AUGAACAGCGGUCCCUUGGAAAGUGCAAGGACGACAAAAUUGCUUUUCUGGGAGCCGGACGUCUCCGUCCUCAUCUUCGGCAACGGAAACUUCCAGCGGCUGGCGUUGUUUUGUGCCCAACUCUCUCUGUUCAUGAUGGUUCUUCACGGCCUGGUGCACUUCGUGUUCACUAAAAAUGUGAACCACUGGUGCAAACCGCCCGAAGAGUACGCCCACCUGUCAGUGGUCGAAUGGAAGAAUAUCAGCGUCCCCAAAGACGCCGAUGGCGUCUUGGGCAGCUGCACGCGCUUUGAGCCUCCGUUGUCCAUACCAUCGGAAAACAGGACGGAGGUGCCGUGCAAUGGUUGGGACUAUGACGUCGAGACGCCCGGGACAACGAUCACCACGGAAUACGAUCUGGUCUGCGAGAGAAGAUGGCUGGUCUCCUUGCUGUUGAUGGCGUACCACGCUGGCAGCGUGAUAACUCUGCCUCUGGCGGGGUUCGCGGCCGACAGGCUUGGUCGUCGGCCUGUCCUCAUCAUGUCCAUAAUGCUCCAGAUGGGGUCUUCGCUGGCCAGCUGCUUCUUCCGAAGCCUUGGAAUGUUCGCGAUGCUACGUUGCCAAAUAUCGAUUGCUGUCUCUGCGUUCCAGGUGAUCAUCAUCGUGAUUCUCUUCGAGGUGACCUCACAAUCUCACCGUAUGCUGUUCGUCACGCUGGCCAUCGCCGUCCCGAUCGUGCUCGCACCCAUCACCACCUUUGUUCUCGGCAAGCUGGUGACUCAGUGGGUGCUGAUUCAAGGUCUCCUGAUGCUGCCCACAGCACUCCUCGCCGUUGCACUCUACCCGAUCGCAGAGUCACCGCGCUGGCUCAUGGUCACCUGGAGAUUCAGGGAGGCUGAGCAGGCCAUCCUUUGGGCGUCUGAAAUGAACGGCGUGACCGACUUCUCCGAGGUCCGUGCGGCGUUCUGCCGGAUUAAGGAGAACGUGGUGUCCCAGCAGGGAUUCAGCGCCGCGCCGUCUGUCUUCGACAUCGCUUGCUCUAAGUCCAUACGGACACGCUCUGCCAUCGUCUUCUGUUUCUGGUUCGUCGAGUUCAGCUCCUACUACAUUAUCAUCGCACCGCAAGUACGGUCGAUAAGCCUCACCGUUCAAGCUGUCAUCUGGUUCCUGAGCGUGCCCGUCAUGGUGUUGAAUUACUACGCCAUGAAGAGAUUGGGACGGCGCGGAACGCUCUCACUGAAUUGUCUACUAGUGUCGGUUCUGGCGCUGGCACAGGGAGUACUGAUAUGCCUCGGCAGCCCUCGUGAGAUUGGUAUAGUCAAUGUCGCCGCCAUGUUGACACUAAAUGCCCUGUUCGUGACCAUGUUUGUCUACACGAUCGAGGUCUACCCGACGGCACUACGUUGCAUGGCCCUGUCAGCAGCGUUCAUGUGGGGUAAGAUCGGGCGUAUGACGGCGUCGAUAAUCAACGAUGCUUUCAAGUUUAAUUCCUUAGAAAGCCAAGUUCUACCGAUCGUGCUAUCCGGGACCAGCUUAUUUAUCUUUAGUCUGCUUGUCACAGUACUGCCAGAGACGCUCCCGUUGCCACUUACGGACACCGUCCUGCCGGCCGUUUUCGAGGAAAAGUGGCAGAUCAAGUCACCUCCUCAGCCAAAACCUAAGAGGAGGAAGAAGGCCAAGAAGCCAAAAGUGCCUCCUGCCGAGCUGCCGUGA